Messenger RNA from Brenthis ino (lesser marbled fritillary), 3150 nucleotides. NCBI's taxonomy places the organism in Eukaryota, Metazoa, Arthropoda, Insecta, Lepidoptera, Nymphalidae. The record is from the annotation of a GenBank genome assembly.
AUGGAAACUACGCCACUAUUAACUCGUCCUAAAAAGAAAUCAAUAUGGUCAAGUUGGGAUUUCUCAUGGUUUCGUAAACGGAGUUUAUGCUCGAGGGUUAUAUAUUUGGGUCAAUUGCCUGACGAUGAAUUUCCGCCCAACUAUGUUUGUAAUCAGAAAUACAAUAUCAUCACAUUCCUGCCUCUUGUGUUGUUUGAGCAGUUCAGGUUUUUUCUCAACCUGUACUUUUUGGUAAUGGCCCUUAGUCAAUUCAUACCAAGUAUUAGAAUUGGUUACUUAUAUACAUAUUGGGGACCACUGUGCUUUGUAUUAGCUGUAACAGUGUUUAGAGAAGCUAUUGAUGAUUUUAGGAGAUAUAGACGUGAUAAGGAAGUUAAUGGACAGCGAUAUGAGCGGAUAGUACUAGAUUCUCCCGUAGAUGGAUAUAGACCAUUUUUAACAGAAUGUGUAGCUGCAUCAGCAUUACGAGUUGGGGAUAUUGUAAUGUUACAUAAAGGACAAAGAGUGCCGGCUGAUAUGAUUCUACUAAGAACUAAUGAGACUAUGGGAACUGUAUUUAUUAGAACUGAUCAAUUGGAUGGUGAAACUGACUGGAAAUUGAGAACACCACUCACGUCUACUCAAAAACUACCCACAGAUGCGCAUUUACUCGAUAUUAACGCGCAAUUGUUCAUAGAAAAGCCUGAAAAGGAUAUACAUUCGUUUAUUGGUACAUGCGCACGCUUGGACGAAGAAGACACGGAUUCCCUUGGAAUAGAGAACACAUUGUGGAGUGGCUGUGUGGUGGCGUCCGGACAAGCUACCGGAUUGGUUAUCUAUACAGGUAGUGAAACUCGCAGUGUGAUGAACAAUGCAACACCACGUUCAAAAAUCGGUCGGCUAGACCUUCGAGUGAAUGACUUCACAAAAGUAUUAUUCGUAGCUACGAUGUUUAUAUCACUACUUCUUAUCGUGCUGAAGGGCUUUGAUGGCCCUUGGUACGGGUUUCUGUUCAGAUUUGUUCUUCUUUUCUCCUAUAUCAUACCUAUAAGUUUACGAGUUAAUUUGGACAUGGGGAAAGCGUACUACUCGUGGACAAUACAACGAGACAAGAAGAUCGAAGGCACCGUGAUGCGGUCGACGACCAUCCCCGAAGAGUUGGGACGCAUUCAGUACCUACUUGCUGACAAAACUGGGACCCUGACCAAAAACGAGAUGGUCUUCCAGAAGCUGCAUCUUGGGAACGCGUUGUUUGAUAAGAAUAAUUUUUAUGAAGUAGAAGCCCUUCUCACCCAAUACGUAACGAACGACGCGCCAUCUUUGCCAAGCACGCCGGUGGGAGACGGCGUGGCGCUGGCGCCGACGCCGCGGCAAGUGUGGCAGGCGGUGCUCGCCCUGGCGCUGUGCCACAACGUCACACCCUCGUACGAUAUUGACGAUCAGCGGGCGGAUGAGGCGCAGUCGGAUAUGGGCAGUUCUGUAAUGUCUGAGAGCUGUGGCGGCUCCGUCCCGCAGCAACAGCUCUGCGACUACCAGGCGUCCAGUCCCGACGAAGUGGCUCUUGUCAAAUGGACUGAUAUGAUGGGUGUGUCUCUGUACCGCCGGGACCUGCACAGCAUCGCGCUGAAGCUGCGCGCCUCCAACGAGAUUAUGUCGUUCAACAUCCUACAGAUAUUCCCCUUCACCAGCGAGGCCAAGAUGAUGGGCAUCAUUGUGCAGGAAGAGAGCAGCCAUGUGAUCACGUACUACGUGAAGGGCGCGGACGUGGCGCUGUCCAAGUUGUUCGACUCCGCGUGGCUGACGGCGGAGUGCACGCGCCUGGCGGCUGAGGGGCUGCGCACGCUCGUUGUCGCUAAGAGGACGCUUACAAAGAACGAGUAUUUGGAGUUUGAGAGCGAAUACAAGGAAGCGCGUCUGAACGGGCGCGCCGCGGCGUGCAUGGCGCGCCUCAACCGCGGCCUGGUGCUGCUGGCGCUGACGGGCGUGGAGGACCGCCUCGCCGACCACGUGCCCGCCACGCUCGCCGCGCUGCGCACUGCCGGCAUCAAGAUCUGGAUGCUGACCGGCGACAAGCUGGAGACGGCGUUGUGUAUCGCGCGCUCGCUGCAGCUGGGCGGCGGGCGCUGGCUGGCGGCGCGCGAAUGCCGCACGCGCGGAGACGCGCACGCGCUGCUACGGGACUUGGCCGCCGCCCCUUCCGCGCCCACCGACAUCGCGCUUGAGGGGGAGACUCUUGAGGUGUGCCUCCAGUCGUACGAGGAGGAGUUCGUGUGCGUGCUGCAGCAGUGCGCGGGCGUGGUGGUGGCGCGCUGCUCGCCCACGCAGAAGGCGCGCGUGGCGCGGCUGCUGCGCGCGCGCGGCGCCGUCGUCGCGGCCGCUGGCGACGGCGGGAACGACGUCGCCAUGAUACAGGAGGCUGACAUUGGUGUGGGCAUCGAGGGCGCGGAGGGGCGCGCGGCGUCGCUGGCGGGCGACGUGUCGACGCGCGCGUUCGCCAGCCUGGCGCGCCUGCUGCUGCUGCACGGCCGCCGCUCGCUCACGCGCUCCGCCGCGCUCUGUCUGUUCAUAGUGCAUCGGGGGCUCAUCGUGUCCACUAUGCAGGCGGUGUUCUCCGUUGUAUUUUACUUCUCAUCAGUGUCUCUGUACCCCGGCUUUCUGAUGGUGGGGUAUGGAACAGUCUUCACAAUGUUACCAGUAUUCUCAUUAGUAUUGGAUAAGGACAUAUCGAGUUCAACAGCGCUCAAAUAUCCGCAACUGUACAAACAGCUCACUAAAGGCCGGCAGCUUUCCUACAAGACGUUCUACAUAUGGAUAGGGAUAUCUAUUUAUCAAGGCGGUGUAAUAAUGUACGGAGCGCUGGUCCUGUUCGAAGAGCAACUCAUACACAUAGUGGAGAUCAGCUACACGGCAUUGAUCCUCACAGAGCUCAUCAUGGUGGCGCUCACCGUGGACACGUGGCACCGCCUCAUGGUGGUCGCCGAGCUGAUCAGCCUGCUCAUGUACACUGCUACCCUACUCAUAUUUACUACGUAUUUUGAUGCUGACUUCAUACGUCAUUGGGAGUUUUGGUGGAAGGUAACAACGAUCACACUCGUCUCGUGUCUACCGCUGUAUAUAGUCAAGUAUAUGCAUAGGAAGUGGAGUAACCGCCAGUACAAAAAUAUACGUAAA